CACGCGCGGCAUCGUCCUCCGUGCGUUCGCUCGAUACAGUUCGUUCGAACAUUUGUUCGGAAGGUCCUGCUCUGAUUACUUGAUGGGUGGUGGUUGGUGUAGCAUUUGAACUUUGCCACGAAUAUCCAGACCUUCUAUGAGGGAGAACGGAAUCCCUCCGUACGUGAGUGCGUGCUUCGAUAAGUUUGGCAAAGUUGUUGUGUUGGCUGUUGAUUCUUCCGUGGAAUGGUUGGCCGAUGUGGGAGGCAGCCUGUGAGAGUGUGUCUCUCCUCAUUUAGGGUGUUUAAUUAUGUAUCUUGGUCAACUACAGGCGAGUGCGGUGCGAUUUGACCAACCUAGUGGAAGUAGGUGCCAAGCCGUCGAGGCUGAAGAGGAAGAAAAAGAAGUGCCAAAGUGCUGCUAAUUUCGGAGUUGACUCCGCAGCCGGGAACCUCCCUUGAGUGCGUGAGUGUGUUGCUGUCGGAAAGAAGGAAAUGUUUAAUUGAUGAGAUGUGACCGUGUAGAAUGGGGCAGAGUAAUCAAUAUAAUCAAACAACCUCAAGUGGUGGAAGUGAAUGCCGGUAAUUCAAGAGGCAAAACCAUCGACGAAGAAGACGAGAAAGUUUCUGUAACAAGUGAUUAGAACGAUUCGACAUGUGGAAAGAGAAAUUCAAAGUGGAAAAUACUCUUGCCGUAGAAAUAAAUCAUUAGCUUAUAUUUGAAGUUCGGCGACGGGGAACACCAGACGAUUUAUCGCUGAACAGACGAUCGAAUUAGACAUAAUUUAAGAGAUUUCUUAUCAAAAGUCAUUACCCCAAUCUAGAGUACUAAAGCUAGCGUCACAAAAAUAGCCCGAUCGUAAAGCUCUGCUCUGUGUAAUCUUGGUCUUUCGAAGCUGCACUCAUAAUAACCCAGCCCCGUUACGAUCAGACCCUUCUCGAAAAAAAAAAAUUAUAAUUAAUAAAAACUCAAAAUAACCACGUCGCAAGACGAAGCCGAAGUAGUAGGAAAGUGAACAAAAGCAAGAAUUAAUUACAUCGUUUUUAUAUGCUUCACUUCUCCGGUACAAACAAACAAACGUGAAAUAAUCAAAAGAAAAUCUUAUUGCCGUUGUUGCUGCGUUCUGCCGUUCCCAGAAAAAGGAGAGGAAAAUAUCAAACACGUGCUUUCAAAAAAAAAAAACAUAAACGAACGUAAAUAAAACAAAAACCGCUCAAUAAAAAAACGGAUCGAAAUCACCAAUUUCGUUUCCCCACCAAAGUGACUGUGUACAAAUAAAGGCGCCAACUAGCAAUAAGAAGAAUAAGAAGAACAAAUCGAAGCCAGCGGAAUCAAACGGUGGUUAGUGUUAUUAUUAAAUAUUAAAGCACCACUUUACGGUUUAAAUUACAGCUUUGCCAGGAAGCCAGAGAAGAACAAGAAGAAUCGAAAAGCAAGCUGAAUACAUUGGGGGGAGAAGAAGACAUCGCGUCUAUGAACUGCCCGCUGCCAAUCGAACGGACGCACUCGCGCUUUGGCGGAAUCCGAAAGAUUCGAAAUCCAGACUCGGUAUAAAUAAAAUAUUAAAAUAUAAUUUACGAGAUAACGUGCCGCCGACGGUGGCAGUGGCGACGGCGGUGGUGGUGAUUCAAUCUUUUACUCCGACGAUAUCAAGAAACAGGUGUUCUGUCUUGGUUUGGGUGGGAGGAUUUCGCUUCGGCGAAGGUGAAAAAUCGAAAGUGUAGUGAAAAUUGGAAGCCGAAGAAGGUUUCACGUGUGCAGGGCGGGAAACCGAUCUAAAGCAGGAGUGGAUAUUCUGCCCCUUCGGUCGGGCAUAAACUUUCCGAUAAUCGGUUCUGAAGGCUUGGAGAACGGGGAAGUGCCGAAGUACAUGUGUUCUUUUGGUCGCUGAUAGAUACCCAGGAGGAAGGAACGUGUUAUUUCCCAACGCACGCAAACUACAUACAACGCCUGCGAGGUAGAUUGCGUGCACAACAUCGAUUGGCGCGGACUACAUAGAGGCACACCUUGAAGGUGACGACGUCAUCAGUGUGGCCUCAAUUUAACCCAACCGCCAAGAGAAACACGUGCCCACUGCAUUCAACAAUUGCGAGGGAAAAAAAAGACCCUGUUGACGUACGACGACCACACCGCAUCGCAUCAGAAGCAUUCACCUGAUCUGAUAUGCGCCCCGGAUGGGGAAUUAAUCAUAAAUUAAUGUCAGAGCAUAGCAUCCGCUCUGCCGUUCGGACCAGGACCGGCUGUCGGUUGUGUAUCAAAUUUAUUUUUAAUUGAAUUUUAAACACUUUCGUUCCGGCUGCGGACACACGGACCAAACCUAGAACACAUCGUUUGAGCCUUGGUCAUCAUCAUCGUCAGUGUCGCCUUCCCGGGGCCUUCCCCAAGCAGAGUGACAACAAGUCAUCGAGAAUUUUGGCAAUCCGCCAGCCAAGGCUCCACCAUCGUCGGGGAAGAGAGGGAAAGAGGGUGUCAUCAACAAACCGAACCGAUUUGGGUCUGAACGCACAAACAUACUCAUACAUAGACAUAGACGGAAAGCCCCUCUUCUCGGACAUCCAGCAAAAAUAGUGCGACUCAAACGGAUACCACCGUCAUCAUCAACAUCAUUGUCAUCGUCGACCGGCUCGCUGCUGGUGAUGUCCUGCUGCUGUGCAGCUGGGAGGUUCUCGUGCUGAUCAAUCGUGAAUUCAUCGCGUACACAUAAAACUCGCAUUCGGCUAGUGGAUAGGAAGCGUUCGAACCGCAAUGAAAAUUUCAUUACCGUCGACAAACAUAUAUGGGAGAUACUCGCGAGUGUAAGCGCGACCCACCUAGCUCGACAUGCAUCAGAUGGGACCGGGAAUUGGAGCGCAAAAAAAUAAAAUCUAAAAAGCGCACGUGGACGCGGGCGUUCUGAAAUCAAUUAGUGAGAAAUAACGGUGGAUUUUAUAUCGGUUGUGUGCGGCGAAAAAAUAAGCACAAAUGAAAAACAAACUCUCUGAUGGGUGAAAAACAACAACCAGCUCGGAUCAUCAUCGCAGCGUCGACUUCGGCGUCGGCGGUGACAGACGUGGUGCAGUUUUACGACCGUCAACAUGGAAAACGGUUGACACAUGCGAAUGCUUCGCCCAUUGAAGCGCACCUCUGCUGCAGUGAAGAUGAUGACGACGUCCGAGAUGUGGAUCUGUGGGAAAAACGGAAAUAGACGUGAUACUUAGUGGCAAAUAUCUCCAUCGCGACGCUUUGUUUUCCUUCUACUUUUUUUUUUUAAGUGUGAGAUAUCGAACGGGGUGUUAAGGAAAAGUGAGUAACCGCACACAGCGAACCAGACGGAGACGAAGAAGUAUUUUCCAGUAAGAAAUUAUGGCCACGGCAAGGGGCCGUGCCGUCGGAGAAGAGUCUUCUUCUUCAUGGCCUUCGUGGCCUUGGACGACGCCGGUCCGGACGGUGACGGAAAAAGUGCACCGAUUCGCGACCACUGCAAUCCACUCGACGGUGACGGCGACAGCGACAGCGUCGACCUCGUGGAGUCCCACUUCAAGCGAGGCAGGGGAAGCGUCGGGGCUCAGUGAUAGUGGAACGGUGCUGGAUUAUGGUGGUGCCGGUAGCUUUCUGGAUGAAUUCACCAACGAUGUCAAUGGCAGUAGCAGUAGCAGUAGUACUGAGCUACUCGCUGGUGCUUUGUCCAAUUUUAGUGGGCCCCCGAUGGGGGGACCCACUGCCAGUUCGUUGUUUGCCACCAGCAGCAACUACUCGACCGAGUUCAGCAUCAACCGUAGCAUCUCUUCGGUCGAGGGCAGCUUCGGUGAUCCGAGUGGGAUGGCUGCAAACUCGCGGCUAUCGUUUGCCCACGUUCCGGAUCUGCUGCAGGAGGACGAGCUGAUAGCUCUGUGGAACUGUACGAAUUGUUUUUUGCUCAAUUAUAGCGGUAGUAGUGGCGGCUUGGGGCUGAUCAACGGAACCUUUAGCACCAGAUUCGGCAAUGGGACGGAUCGGGACGUGCUGCUGCUGAGGCCCGACGAUGGCAGUGGGUUCGGGCUGGGCGGGAUGGAUGACCCCGAGAGUACCAUUUUUCUGAUACGGAUGAUAGUGACGGCGGUGGUGCUGGGGAUCGUUAUACUAGCGACGGUUAUAGGAAACGUAUUCGUAAUAGCGGCCAUUCUGCUGGAACGGAACCUCCAGAGUGUGGCCAACCAUCUGAUAUUAUCGCUGGCCGUGGCAGACCUUCUGGUGGCCUGCCUGGUGAUGCCCCUCGGAGCCGUGUACGAAGUGUCGAAAGAGUGGCGACUCGGAGCGGACCUCUGCGACAUGUGGACCUCCAGCGAUGUCCUGUGCUGCACGGCAUCGAUCCUCCACCUGGUGGCCAUUGCUCUCGAUCGGUAA
Molecule: messenger RNA, 4341 nt
Organism: Ochlerotatus camptorhynchus
Lineage: Eukaryota; Metazoa; Arthropoda; Insecta; Diptera; Culicidae
Product: 5-hydroxytryptamine receptor 2A-like
Exons: 5
Coding region: 3322-4341 (339 amino acids)
Biological process (GO): G protein-coupled dopamine receptor signaling pathway; adenylate cyclase-activating adrenergic receptor signaling pathway
Cellular component (GO): plasma membrane
Molecular function (GO): dopamine neurotransmitter receptor activity, coupled via Gs; G protein-coupled receptor activity
Source: RefSeq, a predicted model, not a curated record